Messenger RNA from Theobroma cacao (cacao), 1772 nucleotides. RefSeq names its product UDP-glucosyl transferase 85A4 (gene UGT85A4). Gene Ontology annotation, molecular function: quercetin 3-O-glucosyltransferase activity; quercetin 7-O-glucosyltransferase activity. The record is from RefSeq and is a predicted model, not a curated record. NCBI's taxonomy places the organism in Eukaryota, Viridiplantae, Streptophyta, Magnoliopsida, Malvales, Malvaceae.
CCUGAAGCAUAUCCUUCCUUCACAAAUCAGUUGUUCAUUGGAGUAUUUCUUUGAAUUUUUUUUUAGCGUUCGCCUGCUUUCAGAGUGAAAGAGAGACGAUGGGUUCUUUGGGUUUCGCGGAUAAGCCUCAUGCAGUUUGUAUUCCCUACCCUGCCCAAGGCCAUAUCAAUCCCAUGCUAAAGCUAGCCAAAAUACUUCACCACAGAGGCUUCCAUAUCACCUUUGUCAACACAGAGUUCAACCACAAACGUCUGCUUAAGGCCAGAGGUCCUGAUGCUCUUAAUGGUCUCCCUUCCUUUCGUUUCGAAACGAUUCCUGACGGCCUCCCUCCGACUGAUGUCGAUGCUACCCAAGACAUUCCAUCCCUGUGCGAGUCCACCAGGAAAACCUGCUUGCCUCACUUUAAACAACUUCUACAUAAGCUCAACGACUCCUCCUCAGCCAACGUUCCUCCUGUCUCUUGCAUUGUUUCGGAUGGGGUCAUGAGCUUCACUCUUGAUGCAGCUGAAGAACUUGGCGUCCCUGAAGUUCUAUUUUGGACCACAAGCGCAUGUGGCUUCCUCGGUUAUGUUCACUAUCGCCAACUAAUGGAAAAGGGUUAUACACCUCUCAAAGAUGAAAGCUAUUUAACGAACGGAUACUUGGAUACUGUCAUAGAUUGGAUACCGGCGAUGGAAGGUAUCAGAUUGAGGGAUCUACCAACAUUUAUCCGGACAACUGACCCGAAUUUCAUUAUGCUUGAUUUCGUUUUCGUUGAAACUGAACGAGCUCUAAAGGCCUCAGCUAUAAUAUUGAAUACAUUUGAUGACUUGGAGCAUGAAAUGUUAGGCGCCCUAUCUCCAAUGCUACCUCCCAUUUAUUCAGUGGGUCCCCUGCAUCUUGCUCUGAAUCAUCAUGUCCAUGAUAAUGAUUUGAAACAACUUGGAUCAAAUCUUUGGAAGGAAGAGCCGGAGUGUAUCCAAUGGCUCGAUUCCAAAGAGCCCAACUCUGUUGUUUACGUGAAUUUCGGAAGCAUCGCUGUCAUGACAGCUGAUCAGCUAACGGAAUUUGCUUGGGGGCUGGCUAAUAGUAACCAAACCUUUUUGUGGGUCAUCAGGCCAGACCUUGUUGGUGGUGAGUCGGCAGUCGUGCCGGCGGAGUUCGUAGCGGAGACCAAAGACAGAGGACUAAUGUCAACUUGGUGCCCACAGGAACAAGUUCUGAGCCACCCUUCUGUUGGAGGAUUCCUAACACAUAGCGGUUGGAAUUCUACGAUUGAGAGCAUAUCUGGUGGCGUUCCCAUGAUAUGUUGGCCAUUUUUUGCCGAGCAACAAACCAACUGUCGAUAUUCUUGUACUAAAUGGGGAAUCGGCAUGGAAAUUAACAGUGAUGUUAAGAGGGAUGAAGUUGAGGGCCUUGUUAGAGAGUUAAUGGAAGGAGAAAAGGGUAAAGAGAUGAAGAAGAAAGCUCUAGAGUGGAAGAGAAAAGCAGAGGAGGCCACCGGCAGUUCCAAAGGGUCAUCUUACAAGAAUCUGGACCAAAUGAUCAACCAAGUUCUGCUGUCUCCAAGAGAUGAGGAUUAAGCCAAAACGCUUUACACUUUUUAAUAAGUAAUUGAAACCUUGACGAGACUUGCUAUCAUUGAGGUGUUAACCAAUAAAAAUAUAGUAUUGAUUUUUGUAUAAUUCUUGUAUUGCUCAUCUUAUGGACACUUAAUUGAGGCAUAUUUGCCUUGUUCGGGAAUGGUUUACGACGAGUUUUUGUUUGGAGUUAUAGAAGCUCUUAUCCGUAUA